Molecule: messenger RNA, 754 nt
Organism: Epinephelus lanceolatus (giant grouper)
Lineage: Eukaryota; Metazoa; Chordata; Actinopteri; Perciformes; Serranidae
Gene: spp2
Product: secreted phosphoprotein 2
Biological process (GO): bone remodeling
Cellular component (GO): extracellular region
Source: RefSeq, a predicted model, not a curated record
AUUGAGGGUAAGGGGCGGCGCAUGGCGGUGCUAGGACACAAACUGAACAUAUUUAGAGGCAGGUAGAUGAAGGAAUGAUACAUUUUGGCUUCGUGGUGCUAGACAAGAUGAAGUCCUACGUGCUUCUCUUGGCCCUGCUGCAGGCUCUGGGAUGCUCAGGAGUCCCAGUGUACAACUCUGAGCUGGAGUCAAUGGCGAACAGGGGUCUUGGAGCAGCUCUGACUGAGGUCAACUCUGUGUACGCUGUCAGCCAUCUUUACCGGGUGACUCGGGGCUCUGUCUCGAGGGUUAUUCCUGUUGGCCUGAACACCGCUGACCUGAUGAUGGUCUUUGGCAUCAAAGAGACAGAGUGCGCGAAGGCAUCCAGAAGUGACCCCCAGACAUGUGCCUUCAGACCUGGCUUCUUUGUGCCGACCUUGUCCUGCUCCAGUCGGGUCCGAAUGACAGCCACAACAACCCAGGUGCUGUCUCUCAGAUGUGGCCGUGACGCUUCGAGCUCCAGCUCAGAGUCCAGUGAGGAGUUCUCAAGAGGGAGACAGCACUUCAACAUCCCAUUUGUAAAUAGAGACCCUGCUCCUGCACCACCUCCAACAUCUCCACCCGUCCAGCGUGGCUUCUCCCUCCAGAUGGCGGAGGAGCGGCAAAGAGGAGACACUUUCACCAACUUCCUGGUGUGAAAUCUCAGCUCAGUCUGGGAACAUUUAGGUGCUGAUCAGAAGACAAACUUGAAUUAAAGAUGGAGUUUGAACACUGU